This is a messenger RNA of Cuscuta epithymum, 1843 nucleotides long. NCBI's taxonomy places the organism in Eukaryota, Viridiplantae, Streptophyta, Magnoliopsida, Solanales, Convolvulaceae. The record is from the annotation of a GenBank genome assembly.
GAAAUGUGUUCAUACGAGUUCUUCAUAACGAACUGAACUACUGAAUGCCAGUUUCUCCGAGUACAAACUCAUUUAAAUUUUAAACCAGACUUAAAUUCAGGUGGACACAUCGUUGAUUGUCUCCGCCUCUUUCUGAACACUCGCAAUUGGCGUUGCUGCUUUGCUAGUUUAGCUACGCAAGAGGAAAACAUGGAAUUUGGGCAAAGCUCGGGCUCUUCCAGCGACGACGUCAUCUGGGCCAGACUCGUACCGGUGGGCUCAAGUAGUUCCGAGAUUGAGCUGAAGUUGAAUGAGACUGUUAUAUGCUCAGAGGUAUCCACUUGGGAGAAACCCGCAUGGUGCAAAAUCACAAGAGGUGGGGAUAUGGUUUCUGCAAAAAUACAAAAUAUCAGUUCAAACGUCAUCCUUGUUGAUGAGACGGUUGUUCUGGAUGAACAAACUGCGAUGAUCAAGUGUGGCAGUGAAAUUGCAUUGAGCCUUUCUACCAAGGGCUCUUUAAAGUACAGAUUUGAGGUAAUGCCUGCAGAGGAACCUUGCAAACAUCUAAAGGUCUCUGUUGAUGUAGAACAUGCAAAAUGCAGCAUUUGUUUAAACAUAUGGCAUGAUGUUGUCACUGUUGCACCUUGUCUUCAUAAUUUUUGCAAUGGAUGCUUUUCAGAGUGGCUAAGGAGAUCCCAAGAGAAAUGUUCAAGUGUUAAAUGUCCUGAAUGUAGAGCCGUUAUUCAGUUUGUAGGAAAAAACGCCUUCUUGCAUAAUAUGGAGGAGAAUAUACUGCAAGCUGAUCCCUCUCUGAAGCGUCCUGAUGAGGAUAUCAAACUUAUAGAGUCUUAUGCCUCCAUAAAUUCACCACUUGUUCUUAACAGUGGGAAAAAAUCCAAAAAGAAGAGGGCACACUCUCCAUCAGAUGAUGCCAGUAUAUUGGGGCUUCCAUGCCUUCAAUGUGGCACUGAAAUCCGGGGGUUCCAAUGUAACCGAAGCACAGUUCAUUUACAAUGCCAAGCAUGUGGAGGGAUGAUGCCUUUGAGAUUGAAUGCUGGUGUACCGCAAAACUGUGUAGGAUGUAAUCGAGCAUUCUGUGCUGCUUAUUGGCAUGCUCAGGGAGUUAAUGGAAGUGACUUGCAGCCUGUUUGCAGUCCUGAAUCGUUCAAACCUAUAAAAGAUCGUACAAUCACUCAAAUGCCAUCUAUCACGCAUGAGAAUAAUCUGCAUGAACAACAGAUCACUGAAAGAUGUAUUGCGAAAAUGGGUAAAUCAUUGCAAGAUGUGGUCUCUGACUGGAUUGUGAAAUUUGAUAAUAAGCAGAUAGACCGAACAAGAAUGACGCUGAACCAUGCCGAGACCAUAACCUCUCGCACAUGUUGUUGUAGUGAGUGCUAUGAGAAGAUAGUUGCAUUUCUGUUGUACUGGUUUAGGGUCACUCUACUAAAGCAUAGUAUGACAGCAGAAGACUCACAGAGGGAAGACUGCUGGUAUGGGUAUGCAUGUCGCACACAGCACCAUAACGAAGAACAUGCACGCAAAAGAAACCAUGUCUGUCGUCCAACAAGGGGCAGACACAUGUAGGACCCUCAUGUUUUCUCGAGUCGUGAUGAUUCACAGUAUUUCUUGUAACAGAAGAUAUGAUGGUAAUAUUGGUAUAUGCAGUGGUUUGUAGUGAAGGUAGUAGGUAUUAUUAUCGCAAAGAUGAAUGCAUUUUUAUUCAGAGUUUCUGCGGUCCUGUUCCAUUCUGCAAUGAGGCUAAUGGACAUUUCCGAACUCUAUCCUAAUUUUAAUUUUAAGUUUCUUCAAAAAGGUUUAUCCGAAGUUCUGAAAUCUCUAGCCUAGUUUUAUUUUAUGCUGUUGG